Messenger RNA from Triticum aestivum (bread wheat), 3861 nucleotides. Its product is annotated as pentatricopeptide repeat-containing protein At4g39530. The record is from RefSeq and is a predicted model, not a curated record. The transcript has 5 exons. The coding region runs from base 102 to 2357 and encodes 751 amino acids. Gene Ontology annotation, biological process: RNA modification. Gene Ontology annotation, molecular function: RNA binding; protein binding. Lineage: Eukaryota; Viridiplantae; Streptophyta; Magnoliopsida; Poales; Poaceae.
GGCCAGGCUGAACUAGCUAGCCCAGUAGAGGAGGCCCAUUAGCCCAACAACACCCAGCAGUUACCAGUCCUCUGCCCUCUCUCCCGAGCCGGCGGCGGCGCAUGGGCGGGAGCCUCGCCCAGCUGCUCCUCUCAUGCCUCGCCGGCGACCGCCUCCGCCGCGUCCUCCCGCCGGCGCACGCCGUCGCCGUCGUCUCGGGCCUCCUCCCGGACCUCUUCCUCGCCAACCUCCUCCUACGCGGCUACUCCAAGCUCGGCCGCCUCGGGGACGCCCGCGCCCUGUUCGACGGUAUGCCGAGCCGGAACCUCGUCUCCUGGGGCUCCGCCAUCUCCAUGUACGCGCAGCACGGCCGCGAGGACGACGCGCUCGCCCUCUUCGCCGCCUUCCGGGGCGCCGGCGGCGAGCCGCCCAACGAGUUCCUGCUCGCCAGCGCCCUCAGGGCCUGCGCGCAGUCGAGGGCGGCCCGCUUCGGCGAGCAGGUGCACGGCGUCACCGCCAAGCUCGGCCUGGACGCCAACGUCUUCGUCGGGACCGCGCUGGUCAACCUGUACGCCAAGGCUGGCCGCAUCGACGCGGCGAUGUCGGUCUUCGACGCCCUCCCGGUGAGGAACCCGGUCACCUGGACCGCGGUGAUCACGGGGUACUCUCAGGCUGGGCAGGCCAGGGUUGCAUUGGAGCUGUUUGGGAAGAUGGGGCUCGACGGCGUCCGGCCCGACCGGUUUGUGCUGGCGAGCGCCGCCAGCGCCUGCUCUGCGCUUGGGUUUGUAGAGGGCGGCAGGCAGAUACACGCCUACGCGUACCGGACAGCGGCGGAGUCAGAUGCGUCGGUGACCAACGCGCUGAUCGAUCUGUACUGUAAGUGCUCCAGGCUCUCGUUGGCUCGCCGGCUGUUUGAUUCCAUGGAGAACCGCAAUCUUGUGUCGUGGACGACGAUGAUCGCUGGCUACAUGCAGAAUUCGCUCGAUGCUGAAGCCAUGUCCAUGUUCUGGCAGCUGAGCCGGGCUGGGUUGCAGCCGGAUGUUUUCGCCUGCACAAGCAUCUUGAACUCGUGUGGCUCUUCGGCAGCGGUAUGGCAAGGAAGGCAGGUACAUGCCCACGCCAUAAAGGCUGAUCUAGAGUCCGAUGAAUAUGUCAAGAAUGCUCUGAUUGACAUGUAUGCUAAAUGCGAGCAUCUAGCAGAAGCGAGAGCAGUAUUCGAAGCCUUGGCAGAAGAUGAUGCGAUUUCUUACAAUGCAAUGAUCGAAGGAUACGCAAGGCUGGGUGACCUUACAGGAGCAGUCGAAAUAUUCAGUAAGAUGAGAUAUUGCUCACUAAAGCCAAGCCUACUGACAUUUGUUUCGCUGCUUGGGGUGUCGUCGUCUCGGUCUGACCUUGAACUGAGCAAGCAGAUUCACAGUCUCAUCGUCAAAUCAGGAACUUCGUUGGACCUAUAUGCAGGGAGUGCUCUGAUCGAUGUCUAUUCAAAGUUUUCCCUUGUGGACGAUGCCAAAGUUGUGUUCAGCCUGAUGCACAACAGGGACAUGGUAAUCUGGAAUGCUAUGAUUUUUGGCCUUGCGCAGAAUGAGCGAGGGGAAGAGGCUGUGAAGCUCUUUACCCAGCUUCGCGUCUCCGGGCUAACACCUAAUGAGUUCACGUUUGUUGCACUGGUGACUGUGGCAAGUGCUCUGGCAAGCAUGUCUCAUGGACAGCAGUUCCAUGCCCAGAUCAUCAAAGAAGGUGCAGACAGUGACCCCCAUGUUUCAAAUGCUCUCAUGGACAUGUAUGCAAAGUGUGGCUUCAUCGAAGAAGGACGGCAGUUGUUUGAGUCAACAUCGGGAAAGGACGUCAUCUGUUGGAACUCGAUGAUUUCGACAUAUGCGCAGCACGGUCAUGCCGAGGAAGCUCUUCGUGCUUUUGGGAUGAUGGGAGGGGCUGGAGUAGAGCCGAACUAUGUGACAUUUGUCGCUGUGUUGUCAGCAUGUGCUCAUGGAGGCCUUGUGGAUGAAGGCUUACAGUAUUUUAACUCCAUGAACACCAAAUACACGGUUGAACCGGGCACCGAGCACUAUGCUUCUGUGGUCAACCUUUUUGGUCGUGCAGGCAAACUGCAUGCUGCCAAGGAGUUUAUCGAAAGGAUGCCGAUUGAACCAGCUGCGGUUGUUUGGAGGAGCUUGCUGAGUGCCUGCCAUCUGUUUGGUAAUGUUGAAAUCGGGACGUAUGCCGCUGAAAUGGCACUCUUGGCGGAUCCUAUGGACAGUGGCCCCUCUGUUCUUAUGUCGAAUAUUUAUGCCUCUAAAGGACUGUGGUCUGAUGCACAGAAGUUGAGACAGGGGAUGGACUGUGCUGGCGUUGUGAAGGAAGCAGGAUAUAGCUGGUGAAGGAGAGGACGAGAACACACAGAGGCAGAAGUGAUACAACAGCUUGUCCAAUGACUGACUAUCUGGCUAGGUACUACUUACUGAAAGAGACCAGAGUUGGAAUGACUUGAUCAGGUCAAAUGCAAAAUUUCCGACCGCGCAUGUUCACUGUGGGCUUGACAAAUGCACCCAGGCACUGCACAUAGCCAUGCUUAACUCUGAUUUGAAGGUUCAGUGUUGUUAGCUACUCAUGAGGAAAAUGAUUUUUCAUUGGAUAAUAUUAACUACUGCUUAACUAGCCAAUAAUACUGGAACAUUAGCGUGCUCUGAUUCAGGUGAACUUGUUCCUGAAAAAGUGUAUUAGAAGUUGCUAUUUAUCUAUCUAAUAAGAUAAAGGCGCGCUGGAGGGUACCACAUGGUCCUUUUCUACUAGACUGCGGCUCCAGCGAGGUCGAGUGCCACGUCGUCUGAGCCAGCAUGCUCACAGAGUUCAUCCUUGAUGGCGAUGGCUGGAUGGACUUUGGCGAUGUCAGCCUCGUCGACGGCUACUACAUGCCCCUGCCAUGUCGAUCACAAUAAGCGCUGCCCCCUGUGAGCUCUGCUCCAGUUACGAGGACACCAUCUCCACGUUCGCUUGCAACCACACCAACUACAGCAUGACCUUCUGCCCACAUUCCAAUCCAAACAGGAAAAGCGAGGAGAAACUUGCAGAAAAAGUGAAGAAUAGAUUGAGCAUUUAUGUUCAGUGAAACAGAAAGGAAUUUCUUUUUGUGGGUGAAACAAAAAAGAAUCUAUCCAGCUUGCUGCGGCUGAGUUGUGUAAAUUUUCUAAUGCAGCAUAUGGGGAUUGAUAUGCUGAGUACGAGUGGUUACAUGUAUUCAGACAACUGGACAAGGAGCAUGGGAAGAAAGCUAUAAUUUUCGGUCUUCUGCCUAUAGCUGAAUGGUUCAGAAGCAAAGUCCAUUUUGUGCCAUCUGUAGCUGCCCUGGGGUCUGCCCUUUUGGCUGCAGUGAAGGCAUAAGCAACAAGUAGAUCAACAGGAAGAUGAAAGUAAGCCACGUAGUCCGACCCCCUUGUUACAAGGACGUGCACCAGGUCCUAGGCCAGCCAUUCUGCUGUCAAAAGGAUAAGCUGUGCUUGCAAAAUCUCGGAGAAUGCUUCAUAAACUGCCCGUGCAAGAUUAACUGCCUGCCAUCAGUAGCAACACAGCACCACAUGAUACCAACAUCUAAACGCGCAUAGACUGUAUUAAUCCUAUGUUCUUGCUAAUAAUGAAACUAAAAUUGUAAGCCAGUACAUCACUUUAUGUUGAUGUCAUGCAAACUGACAAAGAAACCUACACCAUCAUGUCAUGAGUACUUCUAUAAAAGAUGCCUGUGAGAUUGUACCUUUGCAGUUUGACACUGCCGGAGCGCAAUCUAGACAACAAUGUGUCUAAGAAUGAAGGCAAUAAAGAAUGAAAGUACUAAUUAUGCUGUGCAUCCUAAAAUUGCGGUUAAGCAUUUCAACAAUGAAAAAAUAGCGA